AUGACCUUGAUGGAGGCAUUCGUUCAUUUGACAGUCAUUGCUGGUGAUAACCUGUCAGGACCCAUUUGCGACGCAUUUAUUGAUGCCAUCUGGGAGGGAGAAAUGCAACUUAAAGUAACUGGAAAUGACGCUGCUAAUGCAAUACGUUACGGCUUGGGCUUUGGUCAGACUGUCAAUGGAACUAUAUCUUUCAUUGAAAUUCAAGAGUUGGCUGUAAUCGAGUGUCUUUGCUACUUUUUGCCCUUUGCACACACUGUCAAAAGUUUAUACCAAAGAAUUGGCUCGUAUCCUAACCCUAACCCUCAAACGGUUGGCUAUUUGGUGGAAUACUUGGUUGCGUUUGCUUUAGUAGCCAACCAUUCUGGUUCUGAUGCUGCCAAUAGUAUCAAGGCAUCCCGAGAUUCUGCAUCCAGCUAUUUACUAUUUGGUGAUUCAGAUCAAGUAUGCUUUCCCGAUCAUAUGUGUGGACCAGAUAUCAUCUACAAGUGUGCCAAUACAAAGACUGUAUACAUUGUCCAAGUCAAAUUUGUCGAGAGAAUGUCAAAACAAAAAGCUGCAAACGCUUACAAUACUACAGAUCCUGAACGCUUUUAUUGCAAACGUAAUGGCGGUGGAGUGUCGGAAGGGUUUGAAGAAAAACGAACUCACCUUCUUAGCACUUUGUCAAAACUACGCAAAUCAGGUUACUCAUUGCAACAGACUCUGGUUAUUCAUACUGCUGAAAAGAACCCUGUUGAUGUUCAAAAUAUGAGAAUCAUCAAUAGUCAAAACUCGCCUCAGUUUUUUGAUGAGAUUGGCAACGGUGUUUGGAGUUUUUUGGAUUCAGUUGGAAAUAACCUUCAAUAAAGUUUCAAGAUGAGAUUG
Batrachochytrium dendrobatidis JAM81 is the source of this 864-nucleotide messenger RNA. RefSeq lists its product as uncharacterized. The coding region runs from base 1 to 846 and encodes 281 amino acids. The record is from RefSeq and is a predicted model, not a curated record. Lineage: Eukaryota; Fungi; Chytridiomycota; Chytridiomycetes; Rhizophydiales. The transcript has a single exon.